UAACCGUUCGCGACUCGCGUCUGCCCACAAGGCACAAACGGCACAAACUACAAAGUCAAGAAAAUGGCGGAGCUUCGAUCGAAUAGCAGUGAUACGGCACUGGUUUAUUAUUAAGUUAUUUAAAUAAGUGGACUGUUAAAUAAGUGUUAUUUGUGAGUUAGUGAAAAUAUAAAUUAUGGAGACUAUUUUAAAAGAUGGCAUGUGCCGUUGUUGUGCCUCAGAGGGAACGUUUAAAGAUUUCACGGCAUCCUACCAGUGGAUGGGAGUUGAGGAGGUUUACUCCGACAUGCUGAAAGAUUGCUUUGAUAUCACUUUGUCCACGGCUCUCCACGGGAACAGUAAUGGCGGUAUAUGCGAGGUGUGCGUCACGCAGCUGCGCAACGCGUUCAACUUUAAGAAGCAGGUCCAGCACACUGAGGAGCGUUUCAAGCGGCUGCAGGAGGUGGCUUUCAAACCGGAGACGAUUAAAAUUGAAUUGGGACCCGAUGAUUCCGAGGUGAAUUCGGACAAUAUGGACGACGAUUUCUCUGGUGCAGAGUACGACGUGCCGAUAAAGUUCGAAUCGGCCGAAGAUACUAAGCCGAAAAAGCGCACGGUCAAAGCGUCCACGUCAAAGAAGAAACCGAAGCGCGAGGAGCCCGGCGCCGAGACGUCCGCCAAACGUUCUCGGCAACACCAGAGAGACAACUUGAAAAUGAGUCAAGUUGAAGUGAAUCGAAUAGAAAGAGCAAAACAACUUAACUUUAGAGAAAAGCACCAAUCUAAUGUUCGAAAUGUUUUGAUGUAUUCGAACGCCACGAUGAUUAGAAGCUAUGAUGAUAACGGAUACAAAUGCGGUUUCUGCCCGGACCAAUACACCACACCAGCUGCUUUGAAAGAACACUCCUUAAAUUCACAUACAACAAAUUGUCUUGUAGAUAUGAAAGUUCGGAGCCCUUACACUGUUAAAUUAGAUAUCACAGAUCUUAAAUGCAGAAUUUGUAAUUCAAAUAUACCAAUGCUGCAAGACCUGCUAGAUCAUUUACAAAAUAGUCACGAUAAAGUUAUAUACGAGGAUAUUGAAAACCAAUUGGUGUCCUAUAAAUUUGUUGACGAUAAGUUUAGAUGUGUGUUUUGCAAAGAGGAGUUUCGUAGAUUCCCAACGUUGCAGUUUCAUAUGAAUAAGCAUUAUCGGAAUUAUGAAUGUGAUGUGUGCCACGCUGGUUUCAUGAACAACAAUAAUUUAAGAUGGCACAAAAAAUCGCAUAAAAGGCAAAACUUAGGUAAAAAGAUUGGUAAAAGUAAAGACAUGGAGAAUGAAGAUGAUUGUGCUGAAAUUGAAGAAAUAGAAGAUCGAAAUGAAACCUUAACGGAAAAUAAUCUCCAUAUAUGUACUGAAUGCGAUGCGUAUUUCGAAAAUGAAGAGUUGCUCCAAAAUCACGCGCUAAAUGAACACUCGCUUAAAAUGGACUAUAACUGCAAAUAUUGUGAUAUGACAUUUUUAACAGCAGAUGAACUAAAACAUCAUCAGCAAAGUCAUAGAGAAUGUCUCAGUUUGUUUAAAGAUGAUAAAACUUUACAUGAUCAUUUGAUGAUCCAUGCCAAUGGCAUUGGUUUUAAAUGCACAGAAUGUGAGUUGUCAUUUGUACAUGAAAAAGAGAUGCAAGAACAUAUACAAGAGAAGCAUGGUACCCCGGAAACUGACAAAGAAGUCGAUAGCAAAAAGAAAAAAAUUAAGAAAAUUAAAUCUAGUGAUGUUGCCGGUAAGAAAAUGGGGCGGUCUGCAUUAAAAAUUAAAUUUCGUGAAAAUGUACUUGAAGUAUUGUAUAAUUCUAAUGCAUCGACUAUCAGAAAUUGUGUUGACUACAGAUACAAAUGUUGUUUUUGCUCCGACUGUUAUGAACGUCCGGAGGAUUUGAAAAAUCACAACUUGCAGUGUCAUGAUAAGUCCACCUUGAGGAAUGGAAUGAUGGCAACACACAUGAACUCAUUAUCUCUGAAACUGGAUAUAACUGGACUACGAUGUACUCUCUGUGAUACGGAGAUGGACAUGUUAGAUGAUUUAUUGAACCACCUUAAAGAUAUACACAACAGACAAAUUCACACCGACAUUGAUAAUUACAUGGUUCCUCUUAAGUUCGAAGACGACGUUUUACGUUGCACAUUUUGUCGAGAGGAAUUUGUCCAAUUCAGACUGCUAAUGACACACAUAAAAGUACACUAUAGAAAUUUUGUAUGCGAAGUGUGUGACCAUGGGUUUAUAAGUCCGACUAUUUAUCGAUCUCACCGCAGGAGCCAUGAAAUUGGCAAUUACAAAUGCGACUACUGUGAAAGGGUUAUGGAUACUAGAGCCAAAAAAUUGUACCACGAGAGGGUGACACAUAGACGAUUGAAGAAUUUCGAAGGCCCAGCGUCGAAAUAUGGGUAUAAAUGCCAGUAUUGCCAUCAAACGUUCAACGGAUAUAAUAAGAAGCAAAAGCAUUUAGCGGAAGUCCACGGGGUGAAACUGCCCGGCUUGCAGUGCAAGGCUUGCGAUCGCACGUUCCCAAAUCGGCACAGAUACACGAUUCAUAUAAAGAGGGAUCAUCUAAUGGAACGGAGACACGGAUGUAAAGUGUGCGACAUGAAAUUUUUCACGUCCUUCGCCUUGAAGCAGCACAUUAUCAGCCAUUCUGAUGUGAAGAAGUAUCAAUGUGAUAUUUGUAUGAAGUCAUAUGGCAGGAAAAAAACACUGCGUGAACAUUUACGUAUCCAUGCGGAUGAUAGGAAGUACGUGUGUGGGCAGUGUGGACAAGGCUUUAUACAGAAGUGUAGUUUGGCUGGCCAUAUGCGAGCUAAACAUUCGGAGCUAGUAUGUCCUCGGCAACACCAGAGAGACAACUUGAAAAUGAGUCAAGUUGAAGUGAAUCGAAUAGAAAGAGCAAAACAAGUUGACUUUAGAGAAAAGCACCAAUCUAAUGUUCGAAAUGUUUUGAUGUAUUCGAACGGCACGAUGUUUAGAAGCUUUGAUGAUAAAGGAUACAAAUGCGGUUUCUGCCCGGACCAAUACACCACACCAGCUGAUUUGAAAGAACACUCCUUAAAUUCACAUACAGGAAAUUGUCUUGUAGAUAUGAAAGUGCUGCGCCCUUACACUGUUAAAUUAGAUAUCACAGAUCUUAAAUGCACUAUUUGUAAUUCAAAUACACCGACGCUGCAAGACCUGCUAGAUCAUUUACAAAAUAGUCACGAUAAAGUUAUAUACGAGGAUAUUGAAAACCACUUGGUGUCCUAUAAAUUUGAUGACGAUAAGUUAAGAUGUGUGUUUUGCAAGGAGGAGUUUCGUAGAUUCCCAACGUUGCAGUUUCAUAUGAAUAAGCAUUAUCGGAAUUAUGAAUGUGAUGUGUGCCACGCUGGUUUCAUGAACAACAAUAAUUUAAGAGUGCACAAAAGAAAACAUAAAAGACAAAACUUACGUAAUAAGAUUGGUAAAAGUAAAGACAUGGAGAAUGAAGAUCAUUGUGCUGAAAUUAAAGAAAUAGAAGAUCGAAAUGAAACCUUAACGGAAAAUAAACUCCAUAUAUGUAGCAAAUGCGAUGUGUAUUUCGAAAAUGAAGAGUUGCUCCAAAAUCAUGCGCUAAACGAACACUUGCUUAAAAGGGAAUAUAACUGCAAAUAUUGUGAUAUGACAUUUUUAACAGCAGAUGAACUAAAACAUCAUCAGCAAAGUCAUAGAGAAUGUCUUAGUUUGUUUAAAGAUGAUAAAACUUUACAUGAUCAUUUGAUGAUCGAUGCCAAUGGCAUUGGUUUUAAAUGCACAGAAUGUGAUUUGUCAUUUGUACAUGAAAAAGAGAUGAGAGAACAUAUACAAGGGAAGCAUGGUACCCCGGAAACUGACAAAAAAGUCGAUACCAAAAAGAAAAUAAAUAAUAAAGUUAAAUCUGGUGAUGUUGCCGGUGAGAAAAUGGGGCGGUCUGCAUUACAAAUUAAAUUUCGUGAAAAUGUACUUGAAGUAUUGUAUAAUUCUAAUGCAUCGACUAUCAGAAAUUGUGUUGACUACAGAUACACAUGUUGUUUUUGCUCUGACUGUUACGAACGUCCGGAGGAUUUGAAAAAUCACAACUUAGAGUGUCACGAUAAGUCCACCUUAAAGAAUGCAAUGAGGGCAAAACACAUGAACACAACUCUGAAACUGGAUAUAACUGGUCUACGAUGUACCCUCUGUGAUACUGAGAUGGACAUGUUAGAUGAUUUAUUGAACCACCUUAAAGAUAUACACAACAGACAAAUUCACACCGAUAUUGAUAAUUACAUGGUUCCUCUUAAGUUCGAAGACGACGUCUUACGUUGCACAUUUUGUCGAGAGGAAUUUGUCCAAUUCAGACUACUAAUGACACACAUAAAAGUACACUAUAGAAAUUUUGUAUGCGAAGUGUGUGACCAUGGGUUUAUAAGUAAGAAUAUUUAUCGAUCUCACCGCAGGAGCCAUGACAUUGGCAAUUACAAAUGCGACUACUGUGAAAGAGUUUUGGAUACUAGAACCAAAAAAUUGAAGCACGAGAGGGUGACACAUAGACGAUUGAAGAAUGUGAAUAAGUGCCAGUAUUGCCAUCAAACGUUCAACGAAUAUAAUAAGAAGCAAAAGCAUUUAGCGGAAGUCCACGGGGUGAAACUGCCCGGCUUGCAGUGCAAGGCUUGCGAUCGCACGUUCCCAAAUCGGAACAGAUACACGAUUCAUGUAAAGAGGGAUCAUCUAAUGGAACGGAGACACGGUUGUACAGUGUGCGACAUGAAAUUUUUCACGUCCUACGAAUUGAAGCAUCACAUGAUCAGCCAUUCUGGUGUGAAGAAGUAUCAAUGUGAUAUUUGUUCUCGACGUAGCAUCAUAACUGAAACAACAGAUGUUAAAUCAGGACAAUCAGGUGAACUGAAUGACGAAUUAGCUCAAAUUGGAGACACGAAUGUUAUAAAGAAAAAAGGUGAAGAAUUGGCAAAACAUAAAAUUAAUUUGGUGGCGAUACUUAAAAAUUCCUCCGCGACUCCGAUCCGAUGUCGAGGCGGAAUAGGUUAUGCGUGCUGUUAUUGCGCACAAGAAUUCCCAGAUCCUAAGGAUUUGAAGAAACACACACUGCAAAUGCAUGAAGAGAAAACGAGACUACGGUUAAUGGAAGGGAAAGAUAUCUAUAAAUUUCACGCAAAGCUCGAUAUAACCGACCUAAAAUGCAGUAUUUGUGCUAGUGAUAUUGACGAUCUGGAAAAACUUAUUGAACAUCUCAGAAACGUUCAUAACGUCACAAUGCACAUGGAUGUGAAAAAUCAACUGGUACCCUUCAAGUUUGGUAGCGAAGGACUGAAAUGUUUUAUAUGCUUCAGCAUGUAUCAUAAAUUUAAAUCGCUUCUAGAGCAUAUGAACGUACAUUAUAGAAAUUAUAUAUGUGACGUGUGCAACGCUGGAUUCGUGAACCGUUGUAUGCUCGCUCGGCAUGCGGAAAGCCACAGGCUCGGAUCGUUCAAAUGUAUGUUCUGUCCGAAGGUAUUUGACACGCUCAGGAAGAAACGGUCGCACGAAAAGUGCGUGCACACACAUUCGAUACUCAACAGAUGUGGCUAUUGCAACGAGAAAUUUAGGGACUAUAGGAAAAAAGAGAAACAUCUCAUAGCAGUUCACGGUGCGGUCAAUGUAGAGACGAAGUGCCAAGCCUGUGAUAGGUCAUUCACGAAUCAAAAGGAGUACAAUUCCCACGUGAAGAGGCUACAUUUGAUGGACAAGCGACACAAAUGCCCAGAGUGCGAUAUGGCCUUUUUUACCACUGGAGAGCUGAGAGAUCAUGUUGUGAAACACACGGGUACAAGGCAGUUUGAGUGUGAGGUGUGUCAUAAGACGUAUGGAAGGAGGAAGACUCUAUUGGAACAUUUGAGGAUACAUAAGGAUGAUCGACGGUUUAAGUGCGAGCAUUGUGGGCAGGCGUUUGUGCAGAAGUGCAGUAAAAGGGUACGAUUGAAGUCUGACAGCAGGGAAACUGCUAAGACUGUAGCGAAUGAGAACAGUGAUCCACCGAAAGUGACGCUAGGUAAAGAGUUGGCUAAACAUCGAACCAAUAUUAGAGAAAUCAUUCGUUGGUCCAACGCCACACCAAUAAGAUGUAGAGGUGGUAUUGGAUAUGCGUGCUGCUUUUGUUCAGACCAAUAUCCUGAUCCAGCUGAUCUAAAACGACACACAAUAGACGGCCACGAUGAAGAAACCAAACGGGAUUUCAUGAAAGGCAAAGAUAUGUACGGAUUCUUUGUUAAAUUGGACAUCACGUCCCUCGUAUGCAACAUUUGCUUGCAGAAUAUUAACACUCUUGAAAAUCUAAUGACACACCUCAAGGAUGAACACGACAAAAACAUUUACACGGAUAUCAAUAAUCACAUACUGCCGUUCAAAUUUGAAAGCGAGACGCUCAAGUGUUUCAUUUGCUUGAACGUUUUCAACAAAUUCAAAGCUCUACAAGAACACAUGCAUACGCAUUAUAGGAACUUUAUUUGCGAGGUGUGUGACGCUGGCUUUGUCAACAAGCACCUUUUGUUAUGUCACAGGGAGGGUCAUAAGAAAGGCACGUUCGAAUGCACACAAUGCACAGAAGUAUUUGACACAGUGCGUAAAAUGAAGCAGCAUAUACGGAAGGUUCACAACGGGAGUCUGCCGCACAAAUGCGGAUAUUGCAACGAGAGAUUCAAGGAGAAUUUCCAUAAGAACGAACACUUGGCCAAAGUGCAUGGUAUCGUAGGACCGGCUAUCAAGUGCCAAGCGUGUGAUAGAACGUUCGCGACGCAACAAACGUGGUUGUUGCAUACGAAGAAGUAUCACCUAAUGCAAAGGCAGUAUAAAUGCUCUAGGUGCGAAAUGGACUUCUUCUCGAAGAGGGAACUGAACGAUCAUAUGGUGAAACAUACAGGGACUAGGGAGUAUAGAUGCGAAAUAUGCUUUAAAUGUGUCCGAACGAUUACAAUCGAACGGAGAAAAACGGAACCUCUUUUGGAUUUGAAGAUAUUGCGUCGUGGAGUUAAAUUGAAUGAGGCUAAGAAAAAUCAGCAGAACUUGAAGAAUAUUUUACUAUAUUCCAACGCUAAUCCAAUUAGGAACAAAGACAGUCUCGGAUAUGGUUGUGCGUUUUGCCCAGAACAGUUUCCUGAUACAACAGAUCUCAAGAAACACUUUUUAAAUGAGCAUAACAGCGAUAGACUCAUAAAAUUCAUGUCUACAAGGCUGUUUGAACAGGUCGUCAAACUGGAUAUCACGUUUUUGAACUGCGCUCUGUGUGAUAAAGAAAUUCCUCAAUUAGACGACUUAAUGAUCCAUCUGAAAUCUGAGCACGGGAAAGAUAUACAUACCGAUAUCAAAACUCCGAUUGUACCGUUUAAAUUCGAUUCGCCAGAACUACGUUGCGCUGUGUGCUUGGCUGAGUACACGACGUUCAAGCUUCUGCAGGAGCAUAUGAAUUCCCACUUUGGCAAUCACAUUUGUAAUGUAUGUGGCCGAUGCUAUAUGACGUCUAGGCUCCUCGUUGGUCACAUGAAGCGCCACAAUACGGGUGACUUCAAAUGCGAUCAAUGCGAUAAAGUGUUUUCCAAUCAGGAGAAACUACGGGACCACCAAAGGCGGACACAUCUCGGGCUAGGGAAAAGGAACAAAUGUCAAAUAUGCAAUGAGCGGUUUCUGGAUUAUUGGAAGAAAAUCGACCAUAUGAUUAAAGAGCACGGCGCACCGCCGGUUAUCCUGAAGUGUCAAGCGUGUGAGAGAACUUUCCAGAACCAGAGAGCGUUGUCGAGGCAUACGAAGAAAGAUCACCUCUUGGAGCGACGUCAUAAGUGUGAAGAGUGUGAUAUGAGGUUUUUUAGUAAAGGUGGAUUGCAGCGGCAUAUGGCAAAGCACACUGGAAUAAGACAGUUUCAGUGUGAUGUGUGUUUCAAAGCGUAUGGCAGGAAGAAUACGUUGAGGGAACAUAUGAGGAUACACGCGGAUGAUAGACGAUUUGCAUGCAAUCAUUGUGGACAAGCGUUUGUCCAAAAAUGUAGUUGGCGUAGUCACAUGAGGUCGAAGCAUGGUGAAGAAGUAUAUGCUAUGUUAUGUGCAUCAAUAAAUACGACUGGUGGAUAUUCAACACAUUUACAGCAAAGUAGCAUAGCUUCUGGUGAAAAGCAGCCAGGUCGCGCCGGGAGAAAGAAGAUUAUUACUAUAAACGUUAAAAAAAAGGACGAAAACGAGUCUGACACGAAAAAUAAUUUUGAAUUCAAAAUACAAAGUGAAAUUGCAAAACAUAAAUAUAAUAUAAAAGAGAUAUUACUCAAUUCUAACGCGACUCCAAUUCGAAGUAAAAUCGGCACUGGGUACACCUGUUGUUUCUGCUCAAAUCACUACCCAGACCCGAAAGAUCUCAAGUACCACACCUUAAAUGAUCACGACGAUGAAGCAAAGUCUAAGUUCAUGAAAGGCACUCAUAUGCAUUCCUAUUUCGUUAAGCUGGACAUAACUGAUCUCAAGUGUAAAUGUGGUAAAAGUUAUGAAUCUGUAGAAACGCUUACAGAACACCUCAAGGAUGCACAUAAAGUCAAGAUAUACACACAAAUAAAGAGUCACAUACUCCCGUUCAAGUUUACAAGCCAAGCCCUCACUUGCUGCAUAUGCUUCAAUAUAUUUAAUACGUUCAAAGCGCUCCAAGAACACAUGAACGUUCAUUAUAGAAACUUCAUAUGCGAAGUGUGUGACGCUGGUUUCGUGAAUAAGAACAUUCUAUUGAGACACCAAGACGCUCACAAAACUGGCACGUUCUCCUGUGAAGAGUGUAAGAAAACGUUUGACACGGCGCGAAAGAAACAACUCCACGAUCGUUCGAAACAUCGCGGAGUUUAUUUGCCACACAAAUGUCCCAUUUGGCCAACAAAGAAAGUGUUUAUCAGAAAUCCGCAGCCGUUGAAGAAAGUGAAGAAGGAGACGUUAAAAAUAAUGCCGAGAGCAACUGUGAAUCUAUUUCUGAAGACGCGAGCAGAAAUAGGGAAACAUUUAGACAAUAUACGACUGAUUUUAAUAAACUCUAAUGCGACGCCGAUAAGGUGUCGCGGAGGAUUCUCUUAUGCGUGCUAUUUUUGCAUCAAUCAGUAUCAAAAUCCGGAUGAACUGAAAAGACAUACGCUAACAUCACACGACAACACUGCCAAACAAGUUUUCAUGAAGGGUGCUACAUUGGUCAAUUAUAUGGUCAAAUUGGAUAUAACAGGACUUAAAUGCAAUCUAUGUGGUAAAGAUGUUCCAGAAUUAGACGACUUUACAAGACAUUUGACUUCAGACCACGUGAUGAAGUACCACUCAGACAUAAAAAGCCAUAUAGUGCCGUUCAGAUUUGAGAACAAGGAUUUCAGAUGCGUGACUUGCCACAAUAGAUUUAACAAUUUCAAAACUCUUAUCGAACAUAUGAACGCCCACUAUAAUAAUUUUGUCUGUGAUGUUUGUGGCGCUGGUUUUGUAAAUAAGAGGACGUUACAAACGCACGGUUAUAGACACAAAAAGGGAACCUUCAAUUGCUCGUUUUGUACCAAAGUAUUUGAUACGAGUAUUAAGAAGCGAGAUCAUGAGAGAGGGGUUCAUAUACUCAGGAACAAGAGGAGCAAAUGCGGUUACUGUGGGGAGAAGUUCACGGAUUAUACAAAGAAGAAUGACCACGAGGUCAAAGUCCAUGGAGCGACGCCGAUAGUGUUGCAAUGUCAAGCCUGUGAUAAGACGUUUGGCAAUCAAAGAUCUCUCACGAUGCAUACGAAAUCGUACCAUCUGCUUCAAAGGAAGAAGUCGGAGAAGAAUGUAUAUGAGUACGAAGCGAAUGGAAAAGCCCAGGAGACUAAUUCACAAUUUUCACCCAUAGGUAAAAUGGAAAGCAGCAUGAAGAUACAGAGAGAAGACCAAGAAAACGAUACUGUAAAUGUGCAUUUGUAUUCGAGAACAAAGAUGAAUAUUGCUGAAAUUUUGAGGUGCACCAACGCUACCGCAAUCCGAUGCAGGGGUGGCAUAGGCUACCGAUGCUGCUUGUGCACUGAAGAAUUUGUCAACCCUGCCGAUCUCAAGCAACACUCAAUAGACCAUUACGCAGAUACUGACAUCUUCACCAAUAAAAUACUAAGGAAAAUAGUAGGUACUGAGCAGAGCAAAAUGUGCGUGAAAUUGGAUAUAACCUCGCUUAAGUGCAAUAUAUGUGGCGCAGCUAUUCACACACUGGAAGAUCUGUUCCAGCAUUUGGUGGAGGAACACAAACGGUGUAUUUACAUGAAUAUAAAAAACCACAUAUUACCCUUCAAAUUUGAUUCAGAAAAGUUGCGCUGCUGCAUUUGCUCGAAGGAGUACAAUUCGUUCAAAGCCUUAUUGGAACACAUGAAUACGCAUAGCACCAACUAUGUAUGCAACAUCUGCUCUGCUACGUUUGUGAAUAAAGGGAAGUUGCAGAUUCACCAGUUGACUCACGCGGUCGGUGAAUUCAAGUGCCGGUUUUGUCCCAAGAUAUUGGACACAGUAGUGAAACAGUCGUGCCACGAACGGAGUGCCCACAAGAGCCUUAAUGCGGUCAGCAAAUGCGGGUACUGUAGCCAGAAGUUCAACAACCACUAUCGUAGAGAGGUGCACAUGUACGAAGCUCACGGCGUUCCAAUGACGAAAGUCGAGAGAGCCACGUGCAAGAUUUGUGCCCGAGAGUUCUGGUCAAAGAACUCGUUGAACUCGCACCUCCGAAGGGUCCACCUUCUAGAGAAAACGCACAAGUGUGAAUUCUGCGAUAUGGAGUUCUUUGGUUCGAACCAAUUGAAGAACCAUAUACUGAAGCAUACGGGCGAGAAGAGGUUCAAAUGUGACGUGUGUUCGAAGUCGUAUGCGCGGAAGUAUACCUUAAGGGAGCAUAUGAGGAUACAUGAGAACGAUAGGCGGUUUAAGUGCGAGCAUUGUGGUCAGUCGUUUGUACAGAAGUGCAGUUGGCGGGGACACAUGCGAGCGAAGCAUGGGGAGGAUGUGUAUAUAACAUUAGAACUCAUAUUCAUAUAUGGUUACAUGCACAUGAACUAUGGUUUUAUUUAUAUAAGGCAAGCUUAUCAGCGAUCUCUAAGAGUUCUAACACACGAACGGCAAGUUGUGAACGGCAGAGGCUACUUCAGCCGUCCCCACCAGUCACGUAAUAUUGAAUCCAGCGUAGACCACAAGAUAGAAAAAGCAGAAUUUAAAGAUACACCAAUCAGGAACGACGUUUACAAAAAGACGAAAAGGAACAUAUCAGAGAUUUUAAAGUGCACCAACGCUACCCCCAUACGAUGUAGAGGUGGUAUAGGAUACAUGUGCUGUUUCUGCAGGGAACAGUACCUAAAUCCAGCAGACUUGAAAAUACAUACACUAGAACACUAUUCUGACAUAGAAGUCUUCAGUUAUAAAAUUCUCAAGAACAUCAUGGGCAUUGACCAAUAUAGACUAUGUAUAAAGUUGGACAUCACGGCUUUAACUUGUAACUUAUGUGCCACAAGUAUAGAUUCACUAGAAGACCUCUUUAACCAUCUGAUAGAAGCACACGAUAGAAUAAUACACAAGAAUAUCAAAAACCACAUAGUACCGUUCAAGUUUGUGACGGAAGAUAUAACGUGCUGUAUAUGCUCCAAGACAUUUAAUUCCUUCAAAGCUCUUCUAGAACAUAUGAAUACGCAUAGCAAGAAUUUCGUUUGCAACAUCUGUUGCGCGACGUUUGUCAAUAAAGCCAAGAUUACUGGCCACGAAUUGACUCAUGUUAUCAGCGAAUUUAAAUGCAGCUAUUGCCCGAAAGUGCUGAACACGAAAAUGAAAAAAGCAUGCCAUGAAAACAGCGCGCACAAAAACGUGAACAAAAUUAGUAAAUGCGGGUACUGUAACGAAAAGUUUAGCAGCCAUAAGCGUAAGGAGAUGCAUCUAUUCGAAAUGCAUGGGAUUCCGCUGCCCAAAAUAGAGAGGGCCACUUGCAAGAUAUGUAUUCGUGAAUUCCAGAAUAAGGACUCUUUGAACAGGCACUUAAGGCGCAUACAUUUGCUGGAGAAGUCACAUAAGUGUGAGUAUUGUGAAAAGGAGUUCUUCGCCUUAAACGAACUAAAUAACCAUCUAGUGAAGCAUACAGGGGGCAGGAACUUUCAGUGUCAUCUUUGUUUGAGGGCGUAUAAGAGGAAGAAAACGCUCACGGCUCAUAUGCACACGCACGCGGAUGAAGUACGCUUCAAGUGUGAUCUGUGCGAUUUGACGUAUCUGCAGAAGACCACGUGGAGAACGCACAUGCGUACAAAACAUGAAAUUGAAGUAUAAGCUAAGGUUACAGUAAUAGUUAAUACAUUUUUAUUGUAGGUAAAGCUCGAAAUAAUUCUCAGUAUUUGAUACGUUUUUUACACAAAGACAAUUCGAUUGUUAUGGAAGAUUAAGAGUUAAUAAAGAUUUACAUUUCUGUUA
Messenger RNA from Colias croceus (clouded yellow), 12427 nucleotides. RefSeq lists its product as uncharacterized. Gene Ontology annotation, biological process: regulation of transcription by RNA polymerase II. Bases 176 to 12286 code for a protein of 4036 amino acids. Gene Ontology annotation, cellular component: nucleus. NCBI's taxonomy places the organism in Eukaryota, Metazoa, Arthropoda, Insecta, Lepidoptera, Pieridae. Gene Ontology annotation, molecular function: zinc ion binding; RNA polymerase II transcription regulatory region sequence-specific DNA binding; DNA-binding transcription factor activity, RNA polymerase II-specific. The transcript has 20 exons. The record is from RefSeq and is a predicted model, not a curated record.